Limulus polyphemus (Atlantic horseshoe crab) is the source of this 652-nucleotide messenger RNA. RefSeq lists its product as uncharacterized. Lineage: Eukaryota; Metazoa; Arthropoda; Merostomata; Xiphosura; Limulidae. The transcript is spliced from 5 exons. The record is from RefSeq and is a predicted model, not a curated record. The coding region runs from base 164 to 652 and encodes 162 amino acids.
UUUUGACUUCAGCCAACUGCAGGAAUUCAUUAAUGAAGAAAACAUCGCUGAAUUACUGGGAUUACCUAACAGCACAACUGUCUCUGUUUCAGAAUUUUCCUUUCCGUCUUCUCACCAAGAAUCCAAAGUGAAUCCCAGCAGCAGAAAUCGCCACCUUUUAACGAUGCAGCCACCGCCUGAGAAUUUAAAGUACUUUACUGGCUAUAACAGUACUCAGCCUCUGAAACACGUUCUUUUUGAAACCAACUUAACGGUUACCCCAUCCAUCCAACAUUCGCCUCCACAACUGAGACAAGAUCCACUUUCAAUCCACGACGAAAAUCGAGUGCCACAUCUCCUUACUCAACCAAGUUCGGAAUGUGGUCACAUGAUGUCGCCCCUAUCACAGUCAAUCACUGAUUGUCUCGCUGCAACUCUUGGUAUAUCACCUCAUCAGUCGACGAGAGCGAGUAAUCCAGUACAAAAUUUAUACGCCAGAAUGUUGGAAUGGACACUGGAAAACUGUCAUCCUCGUACACUAGAUGAAUUAGGAAAGAGUAUGCAGGAAAGAGGAAUGUUCUUUAGACAUAAUGACCUUACGACAGAGCUUUUUACAACUAAAUCUGUGCUGCAGGGCUAUUGUCAAGAUGCAUGGUUGUCAAAUAGAACAUGA